UAAAACAGCCGAAAACGAUUGAGAAUUGAGAAAACUACAAUUACUACUUAACCAAACCUGUACCACAAAGUUUGUUACGUGCGAAGUUGAAUAGGUGUAUCUGAAAAGGUACGGGAAAACAACAUUAUGUUGACCAACUUUGAGACGAAAUCGGCCCGUGUGAAGGGUUUAUCGUUCCACCCCAAACGCCCAUGGAUUCUGGCCAGUUUGCAUAGCGGUGUCAUACAGCUGUGGGAUUACCGUAUUAGUACGCUGAUUGAGAAGUUCGACGAGCACGAUGGCCCGGUCCGUGGAAUCGCGUUUCACAACCAGCAACCUCUGUUCGUAUCCGGUGGAGAUGAUUUUAAAAUCAAAGUAUGGAACUACAAACAGCGGCGUUGCAUCUUCACGCUUCUGGGCCAUCUGGAUUACGUUCGUACCACGGUGUUUCAUCAUGAGUACCCGUGGAUUUUGAGUGCAUCAGACGAUCAAACCAUUCGCAUUUGGAAUUGGCAAUCACGAUCGUGCAUUUGCGUGCUUACUGGCCACAACCAUUACGUCAUGUGCGCCCAAUUCCAUCCCAGCGACGAAGACAUAAUUGUAUCAGCGUCACUUGACCAAACAGUCCGUAUUUGGGAUAUUUCGGGGCUGCGUAAGAAAAACGUGGCCCCUGGACCAACGGGACUGGAUGAUCACAUGAAGAACCCUGGCGCAACGGAUCUCUUCGGUCAAGCGGAUGCCGUCGUAAAGCAUGUGCUCGAAGGGCACGAUCGUGGCGUAAAUUGGGCUAGUUUUCAUCCCUCGAUGCCGCUGAUCGUGUCGGGAGCGGACGAUCGGCAGGUGAAACUGUGGCGCAUGAACGAAUACAAAGCAUGGGAGGUGGACACGUGCCGCGGCCAUUACUACAAUGUUUCCUGUGUAUUGUUUCACCCUCGCGCAGAUCUGAUCAUAUCCAACAGCGAAGAUCGAAGCAUCCGCGUGUGGGACAUGACUAAGCGCCAGUGUAUCCACACGUUCCGACGAGAAAACGAACGUUUUUGGAUUCUAGCGGCCCAUCCCAACCUGAAUUUGUUCGCAGCUGGACACGAUUCGGGUACGAUCGUAUUUAAACUUGAGCGGGAACGUCCUGCAUAUGCUGUGUACGGAAAUUGUCUUUACUACGUGAAGGAACGGUUUCUACGCGAGCUUGAUUUCAACACCAACACGGAUUCGGUCGUGAUGACGAUACGCGGUGGUGGAAAAACACCCGUGUACAGCAUGUCGUACAAUCCGGCUCUCAAUGCGGUACUGCUGUGCACGCGCACUUCCAACUUGGAGAACAGCACUUACGACCUGUACAGCAUUCCACAGAAGGAUAGUGGAUCACAAAAUAAGGAAACAGAUAGCAAACGAUCGUCAGGUGUGACGGCAGUCUGGGUAGCGCGGAAUCGUUUCGCUGUCCUAGAUCGAGCUAAUCAGUUGGUCAUAAAGAACUUUAAAAACGAGGUGACCAAGAAAAUCCAGACUCCUACAUGCGAUGAAAUAUUCUACGCCGGCACGGGCAUGCUGCUGUUGCGCGAACCAGAGCAUGUGACCCUGUUUGAUGUGCAGCAGUUGCGCUCACUGGCCCAGGUGAAGAUUGCCAAGUGCAAGUACGUUGUCUGGUCGACCGACAUGAGCCACGUUGCAUUGCUGGCAAAGCACACACUAAAUAUCUGCAACAGGCGCUUGGAUCUACUGUGCUCCAUUCACGAGAGUGCACGAAUCAAAUCGGGUGCCUGGGAUGAAUCCGGCGUUUUCAUUUACACCACCUCGAACCACAUCAAGUAUGCGAUAAUCAAUGGAGACCAUGGCAUCAUCCGUACCCUCGAUCUUCCGAUCUACAUAACACGCGUCAAGAACAGUCAAGUGUUCUGUCUGGAUCGGGAGUGUCGCACACGUUUGCUUACGAUCGAUACGACAGAGUACAAGUUUAAACUGGCCCUGAUUAAUCGGAAAUACGAAGAGGUGCUGCACAUGGUGCGUAAUGCUCGCCUCGUGGGCCAGAGUAUCAUUGCGUAUCUGCAGCAGAAAGGCUACCCGGAAGUGGCGCUUCAUUUCGUAAAGGACGAAAAGACACGAUUUGGACUGGCCCUCGAGUGCGGUAACAUCGAAGUGGCCCUCGAAGCAGCCAAAGCGAUGGACGACAAGCAGUGCUGGGAACGUUUGGCACAAAGCGCUUUAAUGCAGGGCAACCAUCAAGUGGUGGAGAUGUGCUACCAGCGCACAAAGAAUUUUGAUAAAUUGUCAUUCCUCUAUCUGAUCACGGGAAAUCUGGAAAAGCUGAAAAAGAUGAACAAAAUCGCCGAAAUACGCAAAGAUGUCUCUGCUCAGUAUCAGGGCGCACUGCUGCUUGGCGACGUUAAGGAACGAGUAUCAAUUUUGAAAAACUGCAAACAAACAUCCCUCGCAUAUUUAACUGCAAAGACCCAUGGUUUGGAUGAGGACGCUGCGCAACUGGCGGAGGAAUUCGAAGCAGAGGGCAAAGAUUUACCGGAAGUGAACGGAAACGCUAUGUUCCUUCGACCACCUGUUCCGAUUCAGCAAGCAGAGAGCAACUGGCCUUUGCUCACCGUAUCGAAGGGAUUCUUCGAAGGCACGAUGAUGUCGCGUGGAGCCAGUACAGUUCAUCAGGCUUUGGCGCCGACGGAGACGGUGGUCGAAUCGGCUGCGGAAGAGGAUGGUUGGGGCGUAGACGAUGAUCUACAAGACGGUGAUCGGUUCGAAGACGCGAAGGAGGAUGAUGAAGGAAAAAUGGAAGCUGGUGGUGAAGGUGCCGGUUGGGACGUUGACGAAGAAUUGGAGCUACCCGAAGAGUUGAUGUCGAAACUUACGGCAACGAAUGCUGCUGGUACUAAGAAUUACUUUGCCGCGCCCCCAAAAGGACACCCACCAUCGCACUUCUGGGCUAUCAAUUCCCAACUGGCCGCAGACCAUGUCCGUGCUGGUUCGUUCGAAUCUGCUUGUCGUUUGCUGAACGAUCAGGUGGGCGUGGUAAACUUCGGACCAUAUAAAGAUCUUUUCUUGGAGUCGUAUGUAGCGUCCAAAACGUCCUACAGCAGUUUGCCACACGUCGCCUCGCUAACGGCACACCCGAAUAGGAACUGGAAGGAGUUGAAUCCGAAAAAUGGGCACCCUACCCUUGCCUUCAAGUUGAACGAUCUUGUUCAAAACCUGCAAAACUGUUAUCAGCUAACGACAACAGGAAAAUUUGGCGAAGCCAUAGAAAAGCUGCAGAACAUCAUCCUUUGUAUACCGUUGCUCGUCGUUGAAUCACGCCAGGAAAUUGCAGAAGCUCAGCAGCUGCUGACUAUCUGCCGGGAGUAUGUAGUUGGUCUACAGAUGGAAACUGUCCGGAAAACGUUGCCCAAAGCGACACUCGAUGAGCAGAAGCGUAUUUGUGAGUUGGCAGCAUACUUCACGCACGUGAAUCUGCAGCCUGUGCAUCAGAUACUUACCCUUCGCACGGCUUUGAACUUGUUCUUCAAGCUGAAGAACUACAAAACCGCAGCGUCUUUUGCACGGCGUUUGCUCGAGCUUGGUCCACGCCCGGAGGUCGCACAGCAGGCUCGCAAAAUAUUGCAGGCCUGUGAGAUGAACGAAGCUGAUGAACACCCGUUGCACUAUGAUGAGCACAAUCCGUUUACGCUCUGUGCGGUCACAUACAGACCAAUUUAUCGCGGUAAACCGGAGGAAAAAUGUUCUCUCUGCUCAGCUUCCUACCAACCUCCAUACAAGGGUAUUGCGUGUGUCGUAUGCAAAGUGGCAGAGGUGGGCAAGGAUGUAAUAGGUUUAAGGAUUAGUGCUUCGCAAUUUAAGUAGUGCUAGAACGAUUUUGCUUAUCGACGACGCA
This is a messenger RNA of Anopheles coustani, 3850 nucleotides long. RefSeq names its product coatomer subunit alpha (gene alphaCOP). Gene Ontology annotation, cellular component: COPI vesicle coat. NCBI's taxonomy places the organism in Eukaryota, Metazoa, Arthropoda, Insecta, Diptera, Culicidae. The transcript has 2 exons. Gene Ontology annotation, molecular function: protein binding; structural molecule activity. Gene Ontology annotation, biological process: intracellular protein transport; endoplasmic reticulum to Golgi vesicle-mediated transport; retrograde vesicle-mediated transport, Golgi to endoplasmic reticulum. The record is from RefSeq and is a predicted model, not a curated record. The coding region runs from base 127 to 3819 and encodes 1230 amino acids.